ACAUUUUCCAAACAGAACAGAACAUCUCCUCUCAUCCUAUACAACAUUUUGGCUAUAAGCCUGAGACUUCCAUCAGCCACGUCUAAUGAUUUUCAAACCUCAUGACUGCAGUACACUGCUUAUUGCUUUAUUUGACAGAUCAAUGUUCUCCUUAGAUAGGAAACAUCAUGUUAAAUUGCUGUUUUAGGGGUUGUUUUUAAAAGUCCAGAACGGAUUAAUCCGUUUUGCAUUCCUUUCUAUGGGAAAGCACGCCUCGGUUUUGGAACGCUUUGGUUUUGGAACGGAUUACGUUUGAGAACCGAGGUGCGGCUGUCAAAUACCCCCUCCCCCCUAUCAUAGCCCACCCCCCAGUUUGCAGCCCACCCUGGGCGACAGCGGGAUGACCCCGGCCAUCUGCCAUUCCUUCUUAUCAGCCCUUGGACCUUUAAAAAUGGAGAUGAUUCGGCGGUGGCGGGGCGGGAAUCGCAGGGAGCGGGGAGGCGCCUGCCUUUAAUCGGCGCGAUGCAAUAACAUGAGCACAAAGCGGGCGAGAGACGGGCAGCGCAGCUGUUCGGGCAGCGCUUCGGGCACCGGCCGGGCAGCGCGGGCGCCGCGGGAGGCGGGCGCGGCGGGCGGGCGGGCGUCCCGCUGGCAAGAGGCCGCCGGCGAGCCGACUGAUCCCGCCGCCCGAGGGGCUCCUGUGUCAACGGCGGCUAAGCAAACACAGAUGGGUCUCUCCGCCGCGGCGCGCAUUCCGCAGCGAGGCUGGCGGCGCGGCGGGGACUCCAGAUGACGCGCUGAUCCGGCUCGGGCUCGGGCACCACAGCCCGGCUGGCCAGGGCAGCGGCAGCGGCGGCGGCGGCAGCGUCGCCGGGCAGAGCGCGAGGCCGGGCGCGGAGAGGCCAUGAGGAACCUGCCGCUGGCCGGCGACGAGGAGCGCUGGGGCCGCCUCUGCCUCAAGGAGCUCCGCGGCAUCCAGAAGCUCCACAGGAAGCGGAGCAAAGAGCCCGCCAAGCAGCGCCUCAGCGGCGGCGGACGGAGCUCCCGCGCGGCCUCGGCGGGCGCUCCGGACGGGGCCCCCGAAGGCGGCGGCGGCGGCGGCGAGGCGGGCGCUGAGGCGAGGAAAGGCGCCUUCCCCGCGGGGCUGCUGGCGCCUCAGCCGCGCCCGUCGAGGAAAGACGUCGAGGGGCCGCUCCGUCUGGGGGGCGGCCAGGCUUUCUCCGAGCCCAGCUUGCCGCCCAGCCGGGUUAUGGCGUGCCGGCCGCUCGAGAGCCCCUUCCCGCCCGUUUCGCGCGUCCCGACUUACGGCGGCGGAGGCGAGGCGUCCCUGUCUCCCGGGCGGCGGGCGGGCGAGGCGGCGGGAGCGUCCCCGGAGAUCCGCGCCAUCCAGCAGACCAGGCGGCUGCUGGCCAACGCCCGCGAGAGGACCCGCGUGCACACCAUCAGCGCCGCCUUCGAGGCUCUGAGGAAACAGGUAAGCGGCAGGGAAGGAGCCGGCGCUCUGCGUAUGCUCAGAGGAACGCUCUCCUCUGUGCGCCUUUGAAGCCGUAGCAUUAAAACCAGGGUCCAGGGAGCCCUGAAAUUGGGGGGGGGGGGACAAAAACGAGGAAUCCCAUGCCACUAACUAAGAUAGAGCGCUUUGGCGUGACAAUCCCAUGAAACGAAGUGCCUUGCUUAUUUCAGUAGCUCUGGGUCAGGAGGGUUUCUUGGGGGGCUGUACACCUUGGGUCAGAGCUCUCUUCCCACCCCUGCAGGGUGGGAUCCAAAUCCUGACCCCUCUGCUAGGGUCCUGGGAAGCUCAGGUUGGACCCUACAGCGCAUAGGAGUCAACUCCUAGGGGCUGAGGCCCUUCUGGUCUCCCCAGUAAAAUAUUUGAGGGGGCCUCCCCCCAAAAAAGUUGCCAUUCAUAUGGUGUCGAUGCACCACAUCACGUGAUUAUGUGGGGUAGGACUUACUUACUCAACUUAGCACCCCUGUUAUUCAACUUAGCACCCCUUAUUCAACUUAGCACCCCUGUUACGGCAAAUGCCAGGCUGUGCUCAAAUCAGUCCUACUUCCAUAAUUGGUUCUUCUUUAAAAGAGAUGUAAGAGUGAAAUGCUUGCACUUUGCAUCAUUGGCUACCCAAAGAAGCAGAUUACUUGUUGGUGACCUUUACAACACGCAGCGUCGCCCAAGGGCCAUUCAACGCUUUGCUCACGAGAUGUUGGUCUUAAUUCUUAAUCUGAUUAUUGGGUUGCAGGAGAAGGGGCUGUUUUGCUUGGGUAGAAAGCUCCGAAAGAACGUUGGGUUCUCUCCUAGGAUGCUUAAACAAUGAAUGGUAUGUGGCUCUCGGCUUGACACUGUGAUUUGCGUUGACCUGUAAUUGCCUCUCCCCGCCCCCCCAAUCCCAUGCCAAAAAACUCAACUUGGAUGAAGCAUUGCUAUUAUCAAAAGUUCACACGGGUCUCAUGCUAGGUGAAAAUUAUAUCUUCCUGUUAAUCAAAUACACUUUCCUGUCAGUUGGCCAGCUCUGUGCUCAUAACAUGUUUUCCAAGGUUGGGUGUGUGUGUGAGAGAGAGGGGGGGGUAAGUUCUGAAAUCCAAGUUGUAUUUGUUAAAAAUCCUGUCUCCCCCUUGGAUUGUGUGUGUGUGUGUGUGUGUGUGUGUGUAGGUGUGUGUUUGGAUUUGAGUUUGGAUUUGAUAUCCCGCUUUACCACUACCCUAAGGAGUCUCAAAGCAUCUAACAUUCUCCUUUCCCUUCCUCCCCUACAACAAACACUCUGUGAGGUGAGUGGGGCUGAGAGACUUCAGAGAAGUGUGACUAGCCCAAGGUCACCCAGCAGCUGCAUGUGGAGGAGCAGGGAAGCGAACCCGGUUCACCAGAUUACGAGUCCACCACUCUUAACCACUACACCACACUGGCUCCAACAUGGUGCCCCCCAGGAUAUUAUUAGCCUCAUCCACUCCAGCCAAUAUGGCCAAUGGUCAGGGAUGAUGGGAGAUCAUAGAAUCACAGAAUUGUAGAGUUGGAAGGGGCUCCAAGGGUCAUCUAGUCCAACCCCCUGCAAAGCAGGAAUCUCAGCCAAAGUAUCCAAGACAGAUGGCCACCUGACCUCUGCUUGAAAACCUCCAAGGAAGGAGAGACCACAACCUUCUUUUGGAGACCGUUUCACCUUGGAACAGGUCUUACUGUCAGAAAGUUCUUCCUGAUGUUUCUUCAGAAUCUCCUUUAUUGUAACUUGAAGCCAUCCUACCCUCCAGAGCAGGAGAAAACAAGCUUGUUCCCUCUGCUUGUCUCCCACACAAUUUUAGAAAGUAUUGUUGCACUUCUUUGGACACCAGCUCCUACCAGCCCUCACAGACAAUGGCCAAGGCUUAAUAUUAGUAUCCGUAUUGGUCAUUAAUUGCAUUUUUGCGACUUGUGCCACAAAAGCAGAGCUCGUGUGGACAUUAAAAACCUGGUAAUUUGGACUAAAGCUCCUGUGCUGUGCUAGAGUUGAUGGGGAAGUUUAGUUCAAAACAGCCACACUCCCUGGGGCUGACGGGAGUUUUAUUUAUUUAUAAAAAUAUUGAUGUACCACCAUGUGAUAAGAAAUAUCACAGUGGUGUACAAUAUAGAAACAGAAAACCAGACAAUAGCAUAAAUAAUAAGAUAGAAACACAAGUUAAAAGCAAAGAAAAAAUAAAUGUAAGACUGAUCUGCAUACAUUGAAUUUCAGUCAAAUUCUCUGUUUAUAAGAGCCUCUUGACACCAGAAAACAGAUUUCCAUUCCCUCUUGGUUGGGAUCCUCAAGUUAAAAUGAAGAUCCUAAAUGAGAAAGAGGCUUUCCCACACUUUGGAUAGCAUUUGAAGUGGUACUUACUGCCUGGUCAAAGACCACAAAUGUCAUGUCCAGUCACCACAUUAAGUUAUUACAAUCCAAACAUGACCAAAAGGGAUGCUGUGAUCCGCAUUUACUGCUAUUCUGCCUUGGUCAGACCCCAGCUGGAGUCAUGUGCACAGUUCUGGGCACCACAAUCCAAGAAGGAUAUUCACAAGCUAGAGCGUGUGCAAAGAUGAUCAAGGGUGUGGAAACCAAGCCUUAUGAGGAACAGUUGAAGGAGUUGGGUAUGUUUAGCUUGAUAAAGAGGAGACUGAAAGGAGAUGUGAGAGCCAUCUUCAAAUAUCUAAAGGGCUGCCAAAUGGAAGAUGGAGUAAGCUUGUUCCGUCUUGCUCUGAAGGGUAGAACCCAAGCCAAUGGAUUCAAGUUACAAGAAAGGAGAUUUGACUAAACACCAGAAAGAACUUUCUGGCAGCAAGAGCUGUUCAACAGUGCAAUGGACUCCCUCGGGAGGUGAUGGACUCUCCCUCCUUUGAGGUUUUUAAGCAGAGGUUGGAUGGCCACAUGUCAUGGAUGAUUUAGUUGAGAUUCCUGCAAGGAAUGACCCUCAGGGUCCCUUCCAACUCUACAGUUCUGUGAUUCUAUUUUUCUGCUUCUCAGCAGAUAGGUAAAAGCAUAACUGCUGAGGAUGAGGAACAUUUGUAUUGACUUUUUCUGUCAAUAUAUUUUAGCUGUUGCCUAACACUGACUGCAAGAAUGAGAAUUCAUGUGCCAUUGAAAAGCAGGAUCUCUGAUGGGACAUUGUAUUAUGCUUGCUAAUAAUAAUAAUAAUAAUAAUAAUAAUAAUAAUAAUAAUAAUUUAUUAUUUGUACCCCGCCCAUCUGGCUGGGUUUCCCCAGCCACUCUGGGCGGCUUCCAACAAAGAUGAAAGAUACACUAAAAUGUCACAUAUUAAAAACUUCCCUGAACAGGGCUGCCUUCAGAUGUCUUCUGAAUGUCAGGUAGAUGUUUAUCGCUUUCACAUCUGGUGGGAGGGCGUUCCACAGGGAGGGCACCACUACCGAGAAGGCCCUCUGCCUGGUUCCCUGUAACUUGGCCUCUCGCAGUGAGGGAACCACCAGAAGGCCCUCGGAGCUGGACCUCAGUGUCCGGGCAGAACGAUGGGGGUGGAGACUUUCCUAUGGGCAUCAAUGAACACUCAUUGAACAACUGAACACUCAAAUGACUUCUCUUGCUAUCUCAUCACCCGUAGGAGGAAGUGGCUUGAUAAAUUGCCUUCAGCACUGGGACUUUCGGAGCACCUGAUUCUGAAGCAUUUUUGAAGCUCUGAAAUUAUGAUCCUGUACCUUGGUGGAGAUUUCUGGAAUUAAGCUUCAUUCAAGGCAAGGAUGGGGAACCUGUGGCCUCCUGGUGUCAUUGGACUACAGUACCCAUCUUCUUUGGUCACGCAGGCUGGGGUUGAUGGGAAUUGGAUGUCCAAUGCCUGGAGAGCUGUAGGUUUCUCACCCUCGAUGUAAACCAUAUUUGAGCUUCCAAAGAAAGACCCAGCCACAAGCCUAAACAAGAAAUAAAUCCCAAGGCAAAACUGGUAUCCUUUGUUCCUAUUUAAGACACAAUAUCACAUAGUAAACUUUUCUGAAUGAACACUGUCUGAGAGAGUAGCGUGAAUCCAGCUCAUAAAGGUCACCAAACUGUCCUGAAGUUUAACCUGCUGGUCUUAGACCCAUACUCUUGAAAAAGGUAUACCUGCUUCCUGUGAACCUCAAAAAGACUUAAGUUCCUCCUCCCUAUCUCUCUCCCUGUCUCCCUCCCUUCUUAUUUUAAAUUGUCUGAAAGCAGUGAGCCUUUGCGGGGUGGGGGGCAGGGAAUUGCUGUUUAGUGGGGUUUUUUUGCAAAGUCUUUUGCAAACUUUGGUCAUAUGUUAUGCUUGGCUCUGUGUGAAGUGUGGAUACAAAUAUAUAUGUGGAUAUAUUGGAAGGAAGUGUAAGGAAAGAAGAGCCAAGAACAUUAUCAUUCUGUCUGUAGUCAGUACCUAUACUGUGGUGUAUAGGCUUUGGCAAAGACAAACUUCAGCAGUGAAGAACAGCAAAUUCUUCCAGGGAAAGAACCCCGCUGCAACUGAAUGUUGCAAAUUUCCCUAGUAUAUCAGUAGAUGAAUGCUCAUUCAGACAGCAGGCUUGCCUGUUCCCUCUACUUUAUCUGCUUUUAUCUGCUUGGACAUGAUACAUGCACAAUCAUUUUGCUAAGAAGACUGAUUGGUUGUCAUGAAGAUGAUUACUGCUUGAAUGCUUCUCCCUAAGUCAGUGGUUGAGGGACAUGGGUGGCACUGUGGUCUAAACCACAGAGCCUAGGGCUUGCUGGUCAGAAGGUUGGCGGUUCGAAUCCCCACGACAGGGUGAGCUCUUGUUGCUUGGUCUCUUCUCCUGCCAAUCUAGCAGUUCGAAAGCACAUCAAAGUGCAAGUAGAUAAAUAGGUACCACUCUGGCAGGAAGGUAAACGGCGUUUCCGUGCACUGCUCUGGUUCUCCAGAAGCAGCUUAGUCAUGCUGGCCACAUGACCCAGAAGCUGUACACUGGCUCCCUCAGCCAAUAAAGCGAGAUGAGCGCCACAACCCCAGAGUCAUCUGCGACUGGACCUAAUGGUCAGGGGUCCCUUUACCUUUUACAGAAUGAACAUUCUGGAAAUAGUUGCAGAUGUGCCCCAGCAGUUUGGCAAUACCGUUGGCACUAGCUUUUUAGUGCCAGCCACAGCCGACUUCUCUUUAUUCAGAUUGAAGCAUUCUGAAAAGCUGCAAAAACUGCAUGGCAAAAACUGACUUAGCAACACUAUGCUAUGGUGGUUUCAAUCUUUACUUGAAAGUUGGUUCCAGAAGAUUGACAUGGACUGUUGGUCUGGGGACUUUUGCCCACCAUCCUAAGUAUUAAAUUAAAGAUGAGGAACCUUUGUGGCCCAGCAGGCCAAAUCUUUGUCUUCCUCUGUAGACUAAUUCUGACAACUUUGUGUUAUCAGCUAUCACAAUGACAUCAGGUGAUGAUUGGCAGGUGGGUGGACAUGCCCAUCUGGCAAAGUUGGCCAGCACGGGUGGGCUAGAUAGCAACCAAGCAGGAUAGACCCCCCCACACACACAUCAGUUGAUGCUCAAUGCUGGGAUUACUGGAAAGCCUACCCCCACAACAAGGAGGUUCUGUGCUUCGUGUGAAUGGGAGAUGAGGGGCAAGUGAGUGCAGCCCCACACUUGCUCUCACACAACUGUUUUUUUGUGUGACAGGAGAAUGACUGAAGGAGGUUAGUUGUGGGAAGGGGCCGAUGUUGCCUUUGAAGGCGGUCCCUGUCCAACAAGGAGACAUAUUGGGGAAGAUCUGGCUUGGCUACAGCCCCCAUAACAUCUAAGUAGAGCCAUCAUUUAGUUCUAUUUUGCAAAGGUUGAAGCACAUCUUACUUGUUGUUGUGUAAUAUGGCAGAUGUUCACCUUCAGCCACAUCAGAAUUAAGGUUUUGUUGCAUAAACAGAAAAAGCAGUUAAACAACCUAAUAUAGUAAGUAGAAUGGCUGCUUUAUCUCAGUUUAGUAACAUUUCAAUGUUUUAAUCACAUCAAGGACUUUAUAAACAGCCCUGUGUAUAAACCUUGUGAAAAACCAAGAACAAUGAGCUGAACAGGAAUCUUGGCUUGUUACAACAGUAAUUAAUACCCUACUGACUUAAGUACAGCUUUUGAUGUGCUAAAUGGUUUGUGGUCUAGCUAUUUUCUUGGAAGUAUUUACAUGUGCAUGGAUGUUGCUUUGCUGUAUUCAUAACUGAGCACAAAUUACCUGUCCUUUCUAUUACUGUUUCUGUAGCUUCAAAUCUUGCAUAUUCUUUCAACAGUUUAAUAUACCUCUUACCUAUUUUGACUCUGCAGAGCCAAUUCUGAAGUUGCUAGAAGAUUGCCCUCCAAAUGUUGUUGAGCAGCAGCUCCCAUGGGACCUUGCUAGCUUGGCCAGUGUUUGGGAAUAAUGGGAGUUGUGGUCCUGAGAGCCACAAGUUCCCUGCUCUGCAUAAGAGAGGCUCUCCAGAAAGAGCAGAAGCUCAGCAUGGGAUUUUGAUGUUGUGACUGAUUUUUUUCCCUGUGACAACUUGUUGUUGCUGUUGUUGUUUAGUCGUGUCCGACUCUUCGUGACCCCCUGGACCAGAGCACGCCAGGCACUCCUGUCUUCCACUGCCUCCCGCAGUUUGGUCAGACUCAUGCUGGUAGCUUCGAGAACACUGUCCAACCAUCUCGUCCUCUGUCGUCCCCUUCUCCUUGUGCCCUCCAUCUUUCCCAACAUCAGGGUCUUUUCCAGGGAGUCUUCUCUUCUCAUGAGGUGGCCAAAGUCUUGGAGCCUCAGCUUCAGGAUCUGUCCUUCCAGUGAGCCCUCAGGGCUGAUUUCCUUAAGAAUGAAUAGGUUUGAUCUUCUUGCAGUCCAUGGGACUCGCAAGAGUCUCCUCCAGCACCAUAAUUCAAAAGCAUCAAUUCUUUGGUGAUCAGCCUUCUUUAUGGUCCAGCUCUCACUUCCAUACAUCACUACUGGGAAAACCAUAGCUUUAACUAUACGGACCUUUGUUGGCAAGGUGAUUUCUCUGCUUUUUAAGAUGCUGUCUAGGUUUGUCAUUGCUUUUCUCCCAAGAAGCAGGCGUCUUUUAAUUUCGUGGCUGCUGUCACCAUCUGCAGUGAUCAUGGAGCCCAAGAAAGUAAAAUCUCUCACUGCCUCCAUUUCUUCCCCUUCUAUUUGCCAGGAGGUGAUGGGACCAGUGGCCAUGAUCUUACUUACCAAUUAAAGCAGAUUAUGAUAAAAUUUCCACAAAACUCUAGCCCUGUCUCCUUGUCCACUCCUGUCAAGUUAUUUUCUCCAUCCCUUGCAGCAGAAGGAAUAUUCCAUACAGUUCGAUAAACUGUUCAAGCUGCUAACUGGAAAGGAGAUACUAACCAAAUUUACGCAUCAUGGAAAGUCAUAAACAAGGGAUGGGGACCCUUCUUCAGCCUGGGGAGGUCACAUUCUCUUCUGUGCAAUCUUCGCAGGACAUGGGCCAGCGGUGGACAGAGUCACCAAGCGCACAUUUUACUUUUGUCCAAUGGGCAAGUGUCCACAUCCGCUGACACUCCCCUCUCUAUCUUCCAUCUAGAGGAGCAAGAGCAGUAUCAGAGCUCAAGAGCAGGGGGAGAAGCAGAGCCUGUGAGAGGUGUGGUGUGGGAAGAGUUCCAAGUGCCAUAUAAAGAUAAACUGGGGGGAGGUAGUUUUGGCCCCUGGAUUUGAGGUUCUCCAUCCCUGCCAAAAACCAUGGCUUACUGUGAACAUGGCUUACAGUGCGCGACUGCAUGCUGCUGAACUCCUCAUGUUUUGCUUUGCACUUCAAGCCAGGAGCAACAAACCAUAAGUCUAAGCUUACCAUCAUAUGCCAACAAAUCUUCAUGGUUUGUUUCUCUCCAGAUAAACCAAGAUUUGUGUUGGAAGCCAAGAUUUGUUUUGGAAGACUUCAUUUGCAGAACAACAACGUUAUUUGUUUUGAGCACAUUGCUGCAUGCUUCCCCCCCACACCCCUUUGAGUAUUUUCAGCAUACCUACUUUGUGGGUUCCUUCAAAUUUUUAGAUAUGGUGAAUUUCCUGCACAGAUAACAUGUCUAUGUAGGGGGGGAAAUGCAAACCAUGUGUUUCAAAUCUUCUGUAAGAAAGUCAUGUAGAGUAAGCUUCAAAGACUUGAUUUAAUUCAUCUCCAAAGGAGGAAAUUCGGAGAGCUGAACUAGAUGUUACAUAUUCAGAUAUGUAACUCUCCCUGAAAAAGCUUCCCCACCCACCCAAAAAACAAUCAGUAGCAGACCAGUAUGGAACAGAGAAGCUUUGGCAGCAGGGAAUGCUUAAUUCUUCCCCUGUGGUCACUUUCCCACUUGAUAUACCAUUGUCCAACCUACGUCUUCCCCACAGGGUUCCAGAUGUGUGUCUGCCCUCCCAUACAUUCAUCUGGGCCCCCGGAGGGGGAAAUUACUUUCAAAGGAAACCUGCAGUAAAAAACAACACCCACCAGGUAGGAACAGGUUAAGUAUCUCUUCACUGCUCUGAAUUACUCCCUCCCAGUAUAAAGAAAAACUCACAAGAAAAAAUAAUAAUAAUUACUUUUUAUGCUAGAGGAGCAGAACCAAGUUAUCUGUGACACAGUUGGUCAGUUAGUUAAGUAUUUUUUAUUUAUUUACUUGAUGCGGGGGGGGACAGCUGCUCCCCCCAGUUACGCCCAUGUACCAGUUUCCCUCCUCCCUGGUCCUUUUACAUUCACUUCUUCCUCCUGUAGCAUCUUUCAUAUUCAUUCCCAGUUUAUGAAUUCAUUUGUUGUUAAUAAAUACUAACCUUGGAUCUCACUUUCUAAUCUCCUUCAACACCUCCUUUGGUCCUCCUUUCCGUGGGAUGCUAGCAUCUAAAAUGCACAUGUGAAGCAUUAAUUGCAAGAGCUGUCGAACUCUGUGAUGUCUUGCACUCUGUGGCAGCUAUGGCAAUUGGUACAGUUGUGCCAGUUAACAGUCUUAACAGUAAGGGCAGCAGGGAUGUUAUGUUGUGCCACUGUCUGCCUCAGAGUACUAGCCAGUCUGUAAAUGCCAGUCAAAUCUAUAUAAGAUGUUUUUGCGACUUAAGUAUCGUCUACCUGCAUGGUAUUUUUAAUCUGCAACUGCAAGUACACUAAGUAAGUUAUUUGUUCUUUAAACUUUAAAGGAGACUGUGUUGCAUGGUUUUUAUAGGAGGAGAAAAGAGAACUAAUUGAAGGGUCAAAGGACCCAGGGCUGUCUUCCUCUGCAAAUGGGAACUAGAGUCUGAUUCCCACACUUUCUGCCCCUCUGAACAUCUUUCCCCAAGACACCUUUACUCAGCAUGCAAGUAGUUGCUUGUGUUGGCACUGGACAUGGGUUAGGAGUUGGGACAGGCAAGUGAGGAGGCUCUGGGCAGGCUUUGGCACUGAGGCCCACUGUCCACUGUUUGAGAAACACAAAUGUACCCAGCAAUCCUCCAAGUGGCAGUUAAUCUGGGAUAGUCACUGUUGUUAAGGGUGCGACUGUGUACUUUCAAGAUUUUGCCUCUUAUGUACAGAGCUCUAGCAUCCAAAGGUGGUCAUUUGUAUCAGUCCAUCGUUAUAGAACAAGCUGAUGGGAAUACAAGACCAAGCUCAGGACAGUUAUGAGGGUCAGUCAGGCAAGCCUUGAUGAACUCUGAAGAGGCACAAAGAAGCCUGGAGAGGAAGACUCAGAAGCAGCAGAGGCUGGCAGCUCAUGAAGACUGAGUAGCCAACCUGAAAGCUGCGAAUGCUUGCGGGAGAGGACUCCAGUAACAGUCUUUGGUAGAGCUGAGGCCACAGUGACAGUGGAGUUGAGGAAACAAGUCACAGUCUAGACUUCUGGUGAAGAAAGACCCCAGAAACCCUGAACAAUGGGAAGACUCCAAGGGACUCCACCUGAACACACCUGUGAGCUAGCUAUGGUGGCGUUAUGGUGGCGUUAGGAAAUGAAAUGGGCUAUGGUCAGGGAAAGGAACUAGGGUAGCCACUUAGACACCUUCAAGCAGCAGUAACACCAUCAACGUUUAUGUGACAUCUACUUAAGAAACCUAAAGCAUCAUCUUGUAUAACCCAGCUAUUAUGCAACUUAGCUGCAAAUGAUCAUAUUAUUGUGUUUACUCCCAGGUUAAUAUGCAUAGAGACAGACAACAGGUCUGGGGAGAGCUGAAAGUUGUCUGAGAGAUUUUGCUUUUCACUUUAUUUAUUUUGCCCCGUUGCCUCCCUCGGUCAGUUAUGCAGACUUCUGAAAUAAGUGCCUGAAAACUGCUGCUACUGUUGUUUUUGUUCACACAGUGGCAUCAACACAUUUAGGUUGAUCUCGUGGCUUCACCAUGGCAGCUUCUGUAGCAGUUGGCAGAUGUCUGCAGCUGCAAGCCUGGAAUGAUGUAGGUCAAUCAAUGGUUUCUAUAGCAGUCCCAUCUGAGGUUUAUGCAUGGACAAUAGCUUGAGUUCCAUACAUUCAGUAGAAUAUGCAACAUCUGACUAUUUAUUUAUACAUGUAAUGUUUGUCCUAUAUAACGAGUGGUAGUUGUUCUCCAGGAAAAUAGCAAGAACAGGAUUGUUACCCCUUUGCAAAUAAAAGGAGCAAGAAAUUUGAUGAUGAUGAUGAUUUAUUUAUUUAUUUACCAACAGCUGCAUGUUGUAUAACACAGAGGCUCGACAUCUGAGGUUUUAUCAUUGCUAUCUAUGGUAAUGUUACAGUUUCACACCUGCAGUUGCCCGUCGAUAUUUCGCAAGAUGAAACAGGAGCAAACAGGUGUACCUGGUAGCCUUUCAAGUGUUGAGUUUUGAUGAUCCGCCCUAAUUUGCUCUUCUUGGUCUUUCUAGGUUCCCUGCUAUUCCUAUGGACAGAAGCUAUCCAAACUGGCCAUCCUGAGGAUAGCAUGUAACUAUAUACUCUCCUUGGCUAGACUAGCCAACCUAGAUUACAGUGCCGACCACAGUAACAUGAGCUUCUCGGAAUGUGUGGAGCAGUGCACUAGGACCUUGCAAGCGGAAGGGAGGUCUAAAAAAAGGAAGGUAUGUUUCGGGAGGAUAAAAUGACAGCCAGUUAUAAAUGGAUGCGUAACCUCUUUAGUCUUACCAACAUUUGCUGGUUCUUUUUGCUGUUGGUUGUUUACGCUUAUGACUUUCUCCAGUCUUCUGCAUCCUUUCACCUUUUUAUUUACGUUCUAAUGGAAGUUUAUUUACAUGCUUCACUUGCAUUCCUUUCUAUGUUUGAAUACAAGAGUAAUAUUGAUGAAGCUAUGCUGCUGUCUUCCCUGAAAACAGCCAUCUCUAGGACACUAUUUGCAAACCAUAAAAACACAGUUAUUCAGCUAUGUUUUUCAGUGUUGUUUAAUGUAAUCUCUGAGGAGGGGAGCAAAAGGCAACAAGACAAGGUAAUUAAUCUCUCUCUGAACCAACCCUCACCGCCAGUGGUGGAACUGCAGUUUUUAACACCACCCCAUUCCCCUUACUGAGACUUGAACACCUGAUUGGCUUGAGAGUAUCGCAACGUUGCGUAUUUGCCAGGGCUUCAAACCGCACACAAACACACACCCCAGGUUGGGCUGCUGUUCUCACUUCCCUGGCACCUGAGAAAGUUGGAGGCAGUGAGAAAGAAUUGUGGGUUCUGCCUCUUGAGGAUUAAGGAGGCCCCACUCUUCAGAAUGACUAGUUUGGGUAACUUCUUUCUGUUGGAAUAGCAGCAAACAGAGGGCAAUUAGUGUAAUUUAGGCUGUGAGAUAAUGAAUACUCAGGGGUUGAAAGGGAAAGCUAAAGUUUUAUGGUGAGUGAAGCAGCACUACUUGUAGGGCAGUAAUAAAGGAACAAAUUCUUUUAAACAUGGACUGAGUGCUCUGGUGUCUCCACUUAGAAAUAUCAACACCUUCACCCCCAUGAACAGAGAGUGUGCUCCCAUGCAGGAGGCCAUGGGAAUGACUUCCAAAACAAGGAUGCUCCCAAGGGUCAUCAAAAUGUUGUCCUUCUGUGUUUUCCAGCUUUUAUCAGACUACAGAAAAUCCAUUUAAUGUGCCCCCCCAAAAAAAUCAGAAGUGGCACCAGCCUGUCUAGUAUGGACAUCCAAAGCAGAAUCUAGGCUUGUCAGAACUGCUUCUUUAUCCUCUGAGUACUGACAUGUUAGGUUGGCCCCUGAAUUAGCAGGUUGCAAUCUUGAAUUAGCAUUUCCCCCUUCUGACAAGAAGGCUUACCCACUGGCUCUCCCCACGCUUUUGUCUAUCAUCCUGGAGCUACCUUAUGCUUGCCUUUUUGUGCACCCAUAUGAUUUAUAUGGGGACGUGGGUGGCGCUGCGGUCUAAACCACAGAGCCUAGGGCUUGCCGAUCAGAAGGUUGGUGGUUCGAAUCCCCGCGACGGGGUGAGCUCAUGUUGCUCGGUCCCAGCUCCUGCCAACCUAGCAGUUUGAAAGCACGCCAAAGUGCAAGUAGAUAAAUAGGUACCACUCUGGUGGGACGGUAAACGGCAUUUCUGUGUGCUGCUCUGGUUUCACCAGAAGCGGCUUAGUCAUGCUGGCCACAUGACCCAGAAGCUGUCUGUGGACAAACGCUGGCUCCCUCGGCCAGUAAAGGGAGAUGAGCAUCGCAACCCCAGAGUCGUCCACUACUGGACCUAACGGCUGGGGUCCCUUUACCGAUGAUUUAUGGGACUCUCACAGGGAUCUAAAAACACACAAUGCGUGAACUGGUUUGCCCAGACAUAUGGCACAGUUCUGUAAUAGCAUGCUGGGAAGUAUCAAGCAAUCAUCUGGAGGCUUUUAGAAAUAUUGAUAUCCCGCCUUUUAUACCAGGAGCUUAAGGCUGCAUCCUUAUUCCAUUUUCAUUCUCGCAACAACACCCUGAGACAGAUAAUGCUGACAGGAAUGACUGGCCCAGAAUUACCCAGUGAGUUUCACUGGUGAAAGGGGAUUUGAAUGGAGAUCUCUCCUCUCCUAGCCUGACACUAGGCUAACUACUACACAACUUUGCCAUGUGAACAGACACUUAAAAGAGAGGUGCAAAUGCCAAUAUUAAAGAUAAACAAGAAACCUGUCACGCACUGCAUUCCUUUAGGUUAACUUAAAACCCUUAGUCAAUUAGUUGAAAUCUUCAUCAAACUAUGCUAAGGAGGAAACCAAGUCUUCCAUCAGUUUUCCGCCCAGAAAGUGACAUGGAUAAAUUAGAGGAGAGAUUGAUGCCUUUGCUCAGGGUUUUAUGACAAAAAGAGAUCUGUAAACUACGAGUGAACUUCCUAUCUGCAUUUCAGACUCGGUUGCAUGCAGGGUAAUAAAUCAGCUGGGUUUUAAUGGGCAAAUGGAUAGCUAAGCUUGAGGGAUACUUCUUGACUCUUAAGAGUUACCUACUCCGCAGAGCAAUGUGAUUUCUGUUUAUCCUAGCAAUCAUUUCAUUAAAAUGUAGUUUAUAAAUAGACACAGCAAUACGACCCCAUUCUUCUCCAUCAGAGACUUAUUGGUAGAUCAGCAUGGCUAAAUCAGAGGAUUGUGGAGGGAAUGUAAAUUAGGAUCAGGGCCAGAAACUUUGUUCUGUACAUUUGCAGCCGCAGUCAAGCACAUGGAUCACUGGCGGUUCACCUCUGUGACAUCACAAAGUUGCCUCCCCUGGAGCAAUUUGUUAGCUUUGAAAAAUUGGCAAAAGAAAAGAAAAGAAGAAAAGAAAAAGGCUUUCAGGGGUACCCAAACUUUUUUCAAAGAGGGCCAGAUUUAAUGAAGUGAACAUGCGUAAGGGCCGACCAAAGUUGAGCUUUUUAAAGGAUUUUACCCCAGGACAUACACUGCCACAGGGGCCGGAUAAAAUUGACAGGCAGGCCAGAUUAGGCCCUCGGAACGGACUUUGGACAUGCCUGGCUGAAUUGAAUAAAUGUACAUAUGGGGUAAGCCAAUAGCAAAAUCGGCAUUGAUUUGCAGGCAGGUGCAACAGCCUUUUUUCACAGCGAGGUUAGGUCAAAAAAUGAAUUUACCCCAUAAAUUUAGGGGAAGGGGCUUGGAUCAGGAGAGCAACCUGGGUACUUCUCUCCCUGAUGGGACAAGUUCGAUAGGUGAAUUUUAAACUACAUGGAUGAAACUUGAUGUCAGGUUUAAAAUUAAACCGUGCAGGUUGAAGCACUCUGUGGCAGGAGCAUAGGGAGGGGUGUCCUGAAGGGGUGACAAAAUGGCACGCCGCCGGGGGGGGGGCAGCAUCUACCACGGGGCCUAGCCUGCAGCACGCCCAGGCCACGCGUCUCUCCUGGGAGUGACGCGGUGGCUCGGGGCCCCGUGCUGCCAGAAACAGCAGCGUGGGGCUUGCGUCCGCCAGGCAGACUCCGUGCACGGAUUGCCAUGGCGCCCCCAUAGGCGGAUCACCCCGCCCCCAGUGCUCCGGGUGCCAGAAUAGCUAGCUACCUGCACUGUGGAUGGCAUUUUCAAACCCUAACUUCAAAGUGCCAGGUGCAGCUCUCUGCAAAGCUUGGAACAGGCUUUGCAGAUGCCACCAAUCAGUAGUGCUUGCAAAUCCCUUUUGUUACCCAGCUGCAUCUUUGUAUGGACCAUUAGAUACAAUGCAUUUUUCAAAAAUAAAGGGUGGCCUGGGAAGGGCUGUAGCUCAGUGGCAGAGUGCAUGCUUUGCUUGCAGAAGGUUUAACCCCCAGCAGCCACAGGCUGCGUGGCAAAGAUUCCCAUCGGAGACACUAAAGAGCCUUGGCCAGUCCAUGUUGACUGUUAUGUACUGAAGUUCUCACCCUGGGCCAGCAGGAGGAUACUGUAGAUAGUUUUCACUCAGGUCCACAUAUGCAAAUACGGGAUUGAAAGUGACGUUCAGUGAUUGGAUAGUUACAGAAAAUGGUUACUGUUGCAUUGUAGUGGAGCUCUAUAUAAGCAGGCUGGCUGAACCCUUCAGUUCAGUUCUGUUCUGGCCUGUGAAUAAACAAGAGCUGUUUGAAGAAUCGCUGUGUCGUCUGAUAUGUUCACCCACAACUUAACACUGACAAUGCUGAGUUAGACGGACCAAUGGGCUGUCUCCGUAUAAGGCAGCUUCCUAUGUUCCUGUCUCUAAAUAUAUAAUUUAAAAGGCGCUUCAUAUUUUAUAUAUGUAAUCUGUGUCCACUGUCCAUGUUAGAUGUAAAGCCCUGUUAAAGAGGUGUGAUAUCUAUCCAUUUUAUCUUUGAUUGUACAACAGCAUUUCUGUACUGGCUGAGAGACUUAGACCUACAGUUUGAUUAUUUAAACAAACCCUCUCUUUUCUACCUGGAAACUAACAUGCUUUCUGUGUGGUGUGUUUUUAGCCUGCUGUUCACUAAGUAGCCAUAGGAAAUUAUUUGAUUGUGAACUGAAAGAUUCAGUGAGCCAAUAUAAUCAGUCUCCCGCAAGCCCACCUGACUGCAGAAUGCAAUACUACAGUCUGCUUCCUCUUUCUCCCUCCCUGUGUCACUUUCAGACUUGUUCCAUUUUUCCACUGCGGGGCAAGCUUUUCACACUCCCCAGAUGUAGCUGGUUAGAGCUUGUUCUGGCAGGCAGAGGCUCCAGAUGUUACAUUUACCGGCUUGCGUAUAACCUUUGUGUUCGAUCAUCUAUAUGAUGUUCCCAGCAUGGAAAUACUGUUUCCCAUCCCCGUUCCAUUUUGCUAUUACAGCAGGAAAUCGUGGAUAAAUGUUGUGCUCCAUCUCACUUCUUCCAGUGCUAAAAUACUAAGCUCUAUGGGUGAGUUCAGUAUGGGUGAAUGUUUAAUUGAGUGCUGGAGGUAGUUUGGGAAUUAAAAAAUAAGGAGUUUAAUAAGCUACUAAAAAAGAUAUAUUUUUUAAUGCUUCUCUCUCUUAGAGGGCCAUCAUUCAGUCAGCUUUGAAAAGCUUGCUGCCCCCCCCUCCAUAGGAGAAAAUUGAACAUAAGAACUAUGCAGGAUUAGACCAAAGGCCAUCAAUUCCAGCAUCCUAUUCUUACCAGUGUUCGAAACUCCCAUUGCUCUAGGCGCAUUUUGCAACAGGGAAUUUCAUUAGCGCGAGCAGUUUCUGAGCUCUGGGUGCCGUACUGUGCCUAAGAUUUCAGAUUAAAACUGCAGAGUAGAAGGAAAGGAGGACCUUUUUCCUGCCUCCCCACUUCCAUCUACUGAAGACCGGAGAAGAGACCCUCUUAAGAAUAUUAGGUGGGUGGGCAGGGGAAGGACUACACCAUGUGAAAAAUGUAUGCAAUAUUUUAGCUGCAGUUCAUUUUCAGCUUUGUAUUCUUGCUAUAAAAAAGUGCGCCUAGGCAUUCAGUUGUUGAGUCCCCAACCUAGGUUUUAAGGUGCCAUUUAGCUCCUAUCUUUCCUAUCUCAGUUUCUAACACUGAUUCUUACAGCGGCCAACCAGAAGCCCACAAACAGGAACUGUCUCCACUUGUGAUUCCCAGCAACACUUCUUCAGAGGCAGAAUGCCUCCAGCUGUAGAGGUAGAACAUAGAAACACUAGCCAAGACGGAGCCUAUGUUUCUGAUUUAAAUCAGAGGCCCAUUUCACUCUUAUGCUCAGAAAAAAAGUUUACUUCCGAUGAUAUAAAAAAAAGCAUUGUCUGCUCCUAGAAAAAGUUGCUGGUUUUGGUGGCUCAUCUAUCAGGACAGGACACAAAUCCUGGUCAGUUAACUGUGUCCUCUGAGUGCAGGGAAAUUCAUGGGGGUAACCGAAAGUUUCCAAUCGUCAUUCCUGCCACCAGUUUAUCUACUUACUCUUGGGGGAGGCCGAUGCGUAGGAGGCAAGGUAAAUUGUGCAGAGAUGCAGCUUUUGAGGAUUAUGGGAGACUUCCACUAUUUCAUUUGCUUUAUCUCUCACAGCACACACAAGAACUUCUCUUACAGCAGUUGUUGCAGGAAUGACGGCUGAGAAGAAGCAGAUCAUUGAUAAAGCAGACUAAAUAAAAUGUGGCUCUUUCCUGGUAACGUAGGACUAAGUCAGCCCCUUGGUGGUACAUCGGCUCAGUAUAAUCUAUGAAUGGCACCAGCUCUCCAGGUUGUUCCCAGGCAUAUGUCCUUCCCAGGCUUAUCUGAAGACACUGGGGACUAUACUUGGGACCUUGUAGAUGAAAAAUAUCUGCUCUGCCACUGAGCUUUGGCCUCGCUUCCUUGCCUACUGCAUAGUUCCCAUGAGCAUUCAGAGCAUAGCAAAAAAGUUACUGGAAUUAUUGACCUCACACUGUUCAUCCUCUUUGAACCCUCAGGGGAGCUUGCAGUACAAAACAAUGUAAAAUAGCUAUCAGACUGUUAUAACAAGUUAAUAAGCAACUGGUCACCAGCAGUAAUAAAUGCUAAGAACAACCAGCCAGAUCAACAAACCUGAGCAGUCAGAAUUUGCAAGCAUUUCCAUAAAAUGCACACCUAAAGUGCUUUUGUCUGCAGCUCAAUAAAAGCACACAGUGAGGUGGUGUGCUGAAUUCCCUGCAGCAGUUUUACAGUUUGGGGGGCCACAGACAAGAAGGUGCUCUCCUGUGCUUUGAAGGUAAGGAACAGCACCUUGAAUUGAGCCUGGGAACAAGGUGGGAGCCAGUGCAACUAAUGUAAUAUCCGUGUGAUCUGCGUUCAAACAAAUAGGCUGCUGUCAGCAGUCAGCUGCUGCAUUUGUAGUCUGAACGCGCAGCUGCUGUGCUUCAAUGGAUAUCUUUAGCUCUUAAAAUUCUGACCACAAAGCUGACCCUGCUGUUUGUAGGACUGAGGUAAAGGAUAUUGUUCCCCUAGGCCAGCUGGAAUAUUCCUGGAGGACACACUGCUUUGAUGGCCAACUCUGCCUGAGAUAGUUGCAUAGUUUCAUGCAAGGUGAGGCAAAUUCCCUUAGGACUCCUGCAGGAAACACCAGCGUUCCUCACAGCAAAUAUAUAAAGGGUGAAUGUAAUAAAUGCAUGCCCAUACGUCUUUAAGCAAGCAUGUAGAGAGGUCUGGGAAUCUCAAUUAGACCAAGGUUUCAAGGGGUGGGUGGGUGGGUGGGUGUAUAAUUUUAUGUAUUUGCUGUAGGAAAACUGGUGUAACAUGGUUGUUUCCUUGAGUUAUCGUAAUGUGCAGAACUGCUUAGAUAUUUGUCCAUAAGAAGACGCCAGAUUCAUUCCUCAAGGUACUCAUAGCAUAAUGGUUAAUCGUUCCCUGAUUCUCAGAUAUUUGCCCUAGAUAUUUGCCAGAGGCCCUUUGUAUGCAUGAUAUCUAAUUCUGCCCCAACGCCUUCCUUCAGACCCUUAAUUGGCAAUACAGUGCUACCUCAGGUUAAGUACUUAAUUCGUUCUGGAGGUCCGUUCUUAACCGGACCUCCAGAACCACUUUAGCUAAUGGGGCCUCCCGCUGCUGCUGCGCUGCCGGAGCACAAUUUCUGUUCUCAUCCUGAAGCAAAGUUCUUAACCCGAGGUACUAUUUCUGGGUUGGCGGAGUCUGUAACCUGAAGCGUAUGUAACUCGAGGUACCACUGUACAAAGAUUUGCCAUAUAUAUCAACUCUGUGUGUACAACAAACGAACAGGACACAGGACACAAAGGCUACUAGAAUAGAAACAAAAUAAAAAAAUUCCUUCCAGGAGCACCUUAGAGACCAACUAAGUUUGUUAUUGGUAUGAGCUUUUGUGUGCAUGCACACUUCUUCAUGUACAUGCACACGAACGCUCAUACAACAACGCGAGUGGCGGAUGGGACACGGGUGGCACUGUGGGUUAAACCACAGAGCCUAGGACUCACUGAUCAGAAGGUCAGCGGUUCGAAUCCCCGCGACCGGGUGAGCUUCUGUUGCUUGAUCCCUGCUCCUGCCAACUAGCAGUACGAAAGCACGUCAAAGUGCAAGUAGAUAAAUAGGUACUGCUCCAGCGGGAAGGUAAACGGCGUUUCCGUGCGCUGCUUUGGUUCGCCAGAAGUGGCUUAGUCAUGCUGGCCACAUGACCCGGAAGCUGUACGCCGGCUCCCUUGCCCAGUAAAGCGAGAUGAGCGCCACAACCCCAGAGUCGGCCACGACUGGACCUAAUGGUCAAGGGUCCCUUUCCCCUUUACCUUUAAGGUGCUACUGGAAGGAAUUUUUUUAUUUUGUUUCGACUAUGGCAGACCAACACAGCUACCUACCUGUAACUGCUACUAGAAUAGGUUCAUUUUGACAUUAUAUGGUUUGUGUCACCUUUUUGAAAACCCAGCAACAUCCUGAGAAUUGCGCUCAAAUUUCUUUGUGAAAUGGAGCAAUAAAGGAGCAGAAUGUGAUCCUCGGAAAGUAUCUCAUGUGCAUCACAAUCAGAGAGAAGCUAGAUGUUUCUUGGCUGCCCUUUCCCUUCUCUGUAGCACCCAGCCACUCUGACUCCAGUGCUGGAAAGGCAAUAUUGCUUGCUGCUUUAGUUUUCUGAAUGUGACAGUGACUAGCCGUUGGGGGAGGUUGUUGACCUGCCACUGGUUAACUUUCGUGUGUGUGUGUUGUGUGUGUUGUGUGUACCCACAUAUGUGCUCCUUUUUUUGUUCUUCUUAGUUGUUCUGUGCGCGAGCAACACUGUUGAGUAGAUGGAAGCUGAGCUGGAGCAGGAAGGGUUUUCCUUCCCCCUCCUUCUCCCCCCCCCCCGCCUCUCUUGCUCUCCUGGCAGUCCCAGACUCCAGAUGUUCAGAAUGCUAGUUGGGAAGUCCUGCUGGCGCCACUCAGGGCAGAGGGCAGAGGAAAGGCACGCGAGCUGGAACCCAAAGCACUCAGUCACUGCAGGAUUUGGCACACCCCCAGCUUUCUGCUGGCACAUUCCCCAGCACUCUCCUAGCCAUCUGUUCCAAAAAAACACUUUCAGAACCUCAUCAUCACUCAGGAUACAACAUUGAGAGCAGCUGUUAGGGAGGCAGGAGGGGGAGGGAGCCCUGCAAAAGGUCUCUUUGUGAGAGAGGAAACGGGCUUAUAAAUAACAGAAUAGUUGCUGCUCAAUAAAAGCUUUCGGCUAAAAUUUGUUUCUGUUUAUAAUUACGUGUGUGUGUGUGUGUGUGUGUGUGUACAUGCAGAGAAUUAAAAAUAAAAGGAUCAUAAUGUAAAAUGUUGUACAAUAUUGGUGUACCAAUACUUUGUUGCUGCUCGUUAGGGGUCAGAUUGAAAUAAAAUCAAGCACAAAGAACAAAACAAGUUUUUCACUCGAGGUUUCCUUGACAGCCUUUUUUGAGGGGUGCAAGCUUUUACUUUUAGAAUGCAAAAGGAGGACAUGAGACAAAUGUUUUAUGACAAUAAGAUUGCCUAUAAUCUAAGUUAGAAGGUGAUGAAUAAAUCAAUGGUGAUAAUAACCAAUUUGGUUGCAGUUGGUUGAACUACCCGCCCCCCCAAACACAACCCCCCCCCCUGCAUUGUUGCAAUGGUCAUGCAUCCUGAUCAUAGUUACUUAGAACUAAGCCCUACUGAGCUUAAUGUAGCCUAUUCCCAAAUAACUGUGUGUAAUAUUGCAGUUUUAAGUGCCAAGGAGAGUUUAGGAGAUUUCAGGACUUAAACUUCUGGGUCCAUGAGCAAUUUUUCUUAAACAACUACUAUGUAGUUUACUCUGUAAGGUUUGGAAUUGCAGAUUGCUUGUGCAAAUUGGAGGGACGUGGGUGGCGCUGUGGUCGAAACCACUAAGCCUCUUGGGCUUGCCGAUCAGAAGGUUGGCGGGUUGAAUCCCUGCGACGGGGUGAGCUCCCAUUGCUCUGUCACAGCUCCUGCCAACCUAGCAGUUCGAAAGCACACUCCGGCAGGAAGGUAAACAGCAUUUCCGUGCGCUGCUCUGGUCUCGGUGUUCCGUUGCGCCAGAAGCGUCUUAGUCAUGCUGGUCACAUGACCUGGAAAAACGGUCUGCAGACAAGCGCCGGCUCCCUUGGCCUGUAAAGUGAGAUGAGCACCACAACCUCAGAGUCGUCUGCGACUGGACUUAACUGUCAGGGGUCCUUUACCUUUAACCUUGUGCAAAUUGGUCAAGCAGCUCUUUUUGCAUAUGUACAUGACACUUACAAGAGCCACACAAUUCUUGUGUAGCACCAGUUAUAUAAAAGUAGCACCCAAUGAAGUAAUUUAAUAUUCUUGAAAUAAGGGUACAACCAUGGUAUAGAUGUUGGGACACAGGUGGUGCUGUGGGUUAAACCACAGAGCCUAGGACUUGCCAAUCAGAAGGUUGGCGGUUCGAAUCCCCGCAACGGGGUGAACUCCCGUUGCUCGGUCCCAGCUCCUGCCAACCUAGCAGUUCGAAAGCACAUCAAAGUGCAAGUAGAUAAAUAGGUACCGUUCUGGCGGGAAGGUAAACGGCGUUUCCAUGCACUGCUCUAUUUGGCCAGAAGCGGCUUAGUCAUGCUGGCCACAUGACCCAGAAGCUGUACGCCGGCUCCCUCGGCCAAUAAAGCGAGAUGAGCGCCGCAACCCCAGAGUUGUCUGCGACUGGACCUAAUGGUCAGGGGUCCCUUUACCUUUACCCUAUGGUAUAGAUAUGAGCUGGGAUUCAGUUGUGGCAGACCUCGGCAUCUCAUGUUUCAUGGAUGACUCCAAAAUCUGCUGCCACCGCCGCCUCUCACCUUCCAUUGGAAUAAUGGUGGCAAAGCCUACUUGGGCACCCCAUAAGCUCUGAGCCGGUGUAACUGCAACAGGCGCACUCCCCAUGAGCCAUCUCUGUUCAGUGUUGUGCCGUUAUGAUAAUUACAUCAGCAUCUCUGCUUGCCAGACAGAACAACCUGCCAUCUCCUCUGCCAGCAUGCUGUUCUGAAGGUUUUCCUGACCCACACCUCCCAAGGCAGUUGAGGGGCACUUGGGGAGGGGGAGGAAGCCUCGUCACCCAAGCGGGACUCAUUGCAGUAGCUGCUACUAGCAGAAAUAAACAGCUGAAUCUGGCCCACUGUGUGAUAAUCACCAUAUCCAUAACUAUAGUUGCUUACUGAUAACCAAAAAUGUUAAGUGAUUGAAUGGGGUGGCAUUUAACUAUAGAUUCAUGGGAGAAAAGUUUGAAGGGAGUUGGGUAUGUUUAGCCUGGAAAAGCAUGGAGUGAGACGCAAUAUAAUGUCCAUCUCAAAUAUUAGAAGGGCCCAAUGGGUAAGACGCAGGCCAAUAGGUACAAAUUCCAACACACACACACACGAAAAGAUUUGAAACUUCCUUGUGAUAUGAGCAGCUCAGCAGUGGAACAGACUGCCUUAGGAGGUCUCAUUCAGUAGAAGUUUUUUUUAAGCAGAGGCUGAUCCAUCUAGCAGGGAUACUAGUGGAUUUCCUUCAGCAGCAGGGGGCUGGACUAUAGAUGACCUUUGAGAUUCCUUGCCCCUCUAUGAUCCUUUAAUGCGAGCAACCCAGCAAAAGUUAGUUGGGAAUACAUCCUGCAUGAGUAUAUAGCACGAGCAUUUGCAUGUUUAGUCAAGUUAGUAAGUUGUUUAAUAGGACAAGUGCAUGGGGUUAAGUGUGCAUGGAAUUAGAGCCUUACAGCACAGUCCUACAGCUGUGGCAUUCUGGGCCAGCAUCUUCCUUGAAGUCUUGUGCAUGGUUAGUUCAGACUCCAUUAGCUCAUUGGCAUUUUACAUGCCUUUCUUCUUCUUUUGCUCAAGCAUUCAGAUGGUUAGCUAGAUAGCACUAGAGAUGCCCGAAAGUGGUUUUAAGCAUUACAUGUGACUAGGGCCUUCAUCACAAACUAAUGUUUGCUAGAUCAGUCACAGUACUGUUACAUGCACACCAGUGUCCAAGCAGACAUAUUUCAAGGAUGCAUAUUUCAAGUCUGCAUUCCUUAGAAUGAAGGUUAUUGGCAACUGUGCUGUAUAUGGUUUUAUUUACACAUAUAUACAGGCUGGGCAUAAGCUGGAAGGUGUUGCAGCAUCAACACCCCAACAGAUCUUUCUCCCCCAUUAGUUUUGGAAGCUUGGGAGCAAAGUUGUAAAUUCAGAUUAGGCAUACAGAGGGAGUAAGCCCAGCCCAAGACAAAAACUGCCCUCACAUCUGCUGUUCUCUUAUCUUCACCAGUGACAUCACCUCCAUCCAGGCAAGAGGGGACCAUCUGGAAGUGUCUCUAGCUGGUAGUUUUUGUGCUAACCAAUCACCUAUAUUAUUUGGUCAUGCAAAGAGAUACUUAACAAAGAGACUGGUUGCAACAUGGCUUGGCUGUAAACCAAGAUGGAUGCAUGAAUCCUUUGCUCUCUUCAGACUUCUUGGAGGAAGAAGAAAGGUCUGUGAUGGCGGAAGGCCCAGGGAAGGUGUCAAAGCCCACUAAAACAGUGGCCCCAGUCAGUGACAGUUCUGAACUGAGUACUUCCAGCUUUCUCACCUGCUCUCAACCAAAAACAUUUAUAGAUCAUUUUUUAUUGCUAUGCAGUGAGAGGUGUGUGCAGACCUUGAGCAGUGUGCAGAAUCUUAAUUGUCAGGGCCAAGGACUGCACAUCCAUCAGGAUUUGAGCCAAGAGACACUUGAGCAUGGGAAGUCCUCCUAGAUCAUAGGUGCUUAGAAAGGCAGGCAUUGUCAUGAACAGUCGGAUACAACUAAACGACAACAACAAACAUGGUCAUGCCUGUGCAGAGCUUGUCUGAGGCCUGGGGCAGGAGUCUUGUUGGUUAUCCACAAGGCUUUUGAUAGUCUUGAAUGGCCCUUUUUUCUUAAACUGCUGGAAAAAUUGUGAUUUGGUCAGAGGUUUUUAGAUAGAUCUAGUAAAACAAUGUUCUCAUUUGGUCACUGCAAUUUGGGUCAAAGUGCUGGACUUGUGGUUGCAGUGAGGAGGGUGACAAAGCAGGGUUGUCGCCUUCCCCCUUCCUCUUUACAAUUGUGGCUGAGGCUUUAGCAUAUAAGAUAAGCGCCAGUUAUGACAUUAAAGAAAUUAAGAUCAGCAAUGAAAAACAGGCCAUAAGUUUUUUUGCUGAUGAUACCUUGAUAAUGAUAUCAGAUUCAGAGGCAGGGAUUUCAGAACUGAAAGUGGAACUUGCUAAUUUGCAGGAGGUCACUGGUUUAGAGGUAAACUAUGCAAAAUCCUUUCUUGCAUACCUUAAUCUACUACGGCAGGUGUCUUGUGGCACUUAUGGCCAAUACAGGUCUACAGGGAGCAUGCUUUAAAUAUUUAGGAGCAAUGGCAACAAAAUGUUUAGCAGAGCUUCGGCAGUGCAACUCUAGCUGCUGCUGAAGUCAUGGCAAGCCCUUACUCUCUCUCGGUAUGGCUGAUUAUUGCCGUUAAGAUUAUGUUCCUGACAAAGCUUUUAUUUAUGUUUCUAACAUUGCAUACAGAGUUCCACCUUGCCCUCUUGCAGUGGUGGCAAAGGUGUAUUGAAGACAUCUGCCACGGGGGAAAGCAAGCUAGAGCAAGCAAAACAGUGCCAUGCACCAAGCCUUGGUCUGUGAGGAAGUCAUUGCCUGAAUGUCAGUGGCCAUGAGGUCACUCGCCAGGCAGCUGGUUCUGUGUGGCAGCUGCUGCACUUAAAACAAAAUAAAAGGUGACACAGCGGUGGCCAGGCAGCUGCAGCGCAUUCUUCUGCUCCUCCAACUGGAGCAAGAGGCUCAGUGUGCCUAGCCUUGAGAAGAUAGUAAGUGCAUGCUUGCGACCACAUGUGCACGCAGUGAGGAGUUGUGACCAAUCCCACUUUCCCAGUGGAAACCCUAUAAUGCAACCCUAUAAUACAUAUUUGCAGAAUGUGUUCGCUUCAUACCUGCAUGCAUCUAGUAUGUAUUGUGGAAAGUGGUUUGUCUGCCUGCCUAUUCUCUAUGGGUUCUGUUGCCUCCCAAGAUAGGUAAAGGUAAAGGGACCCCUAACUAUUAGGUCCAGUCAUGACCGACUCUGGGGUUGCGGUGCUCACCUUCUUUAUUGGCCGAGGGAGCCGGUGUACAGCUUCCGGGUCAUGUGGCCAGCAUGACUAAGCCGCUUCUGGCAAACCAGAGCAGCGCACGGAAACGCCGUUUACCUUCCUGCCAGAGCGGUACCUAUUUAUCUACUUGCACUUUGACGUGCUUUCGAACAGUUAGGUUGGCAGGAGCAGGGACCAAGCAACAGGAGCUCACCCCAUCGCGGGGAUUCAAAUCGCCAACCUUCUGAUUGGCAAGUCCUAGGCUCUGUGGUUUAACCCACAGUGCCACCCGCGUCCCGCCUCCCAAGAUAUCAUUGCCCAAUUGGACAUGUUGCCCAAUAUAGCAGGAUAGAAAAUGUGUUGAAGCGCUUUGUCUGUCCUGAAUCUUCCAACAUUCAUCUUCACUGGAUGUACAUAAUUUCUAGUGUUAGGAGAUAGGGAGGGAAAAUGUCUCUCCAUCCAUUUUCUUCACACUAUACAUAACUCCACGUACCUCUCUCUAAUCUCCUCCUACCUUAUCUCUAAACUAACCCCCCUCACCCGAAAAAAUGUUGAAACCUUUGCUCAUAGGGUAGCUGCUGCAUUCUAUUUUCGAAACGUUUUCCAACUCAAUAUCCUUUUGGGAUUGAGACAACCAGAACUGUACACAUUAAUCUAAGUGUUGUUGUACCAUAGAUUUCUAUCAUUGUAUUAUGACAGUGGCAGAUUUAUUUCUCAUUAAACUUCUUUGAGAUUUUUGUUUACAAUCAAGUGAUAUAUAAAUAUUGUGAAGUAACUAAAUUAAUAUUUUAAUCCUUUGCUCAAUGAUCCCUAGUAUGGAAUUCACCUUUAUUUAAGCAGUUACUGCAAACUGGGAUGAUAUCUUCUUGGAGAUAUCCACCAUGACCCUGAGGUCUCAUUCUUGGUCAUUCAAUGGCAGUUUAGACCCCAAGAGCAUAUACAUGAGAUUAAGAGAAUAAUGUAUAUUAACAAUUUGUUUGACCCCCAACGUGAUACCACUUUACACUUGUUUACAUUGAAUUGCGCUUAGCAUUUUAUUACCCAUUCACUCACUUUGGAGCUCUUUGCAAUCUCUUUUUCUUUUAAACAUCCGGAACAAAUUGAUAUCAUCAUCAAACUUAGCUACCUCAUUCCUCACUCUUAACUCUAGAUCAGUGGUUCCCAAUUAGCUAAUUACUGAGGACCCCCUAUUUUUCGAAAGCUGAGCCAUGGAUCCCCUACUUUUGAAAAUGGUACCUGGGCCCCUAAUUGGAAACCACUGCUCUAGAUCAUUUAUGAACAAGUUAAAAAACACAUGUCCCAAUAUUGCUGCUGCGGGACUCCACUUCUUAAUUCCGCGUCCAUGUAUGCCUACUCUCUGCUUCCUGCUAUUUACCCAGUUCCUCUCAUCUUAGUCUAUGACCGCUAAGUUUAUUCAGGAAUCUUUGGUAAGGUACUGUGUUAAAAGAUUUUUGAAAACCUAAGUGUGCAGUGUCAACUGGGUCACCUCGAUCUAUGCACUUCUUAGCCCUGCCAGAGAACUAAUAGGUUGGUGAAGGAGGAUUUACUCUUGCAGAAGCCAUGCUGUUUCUGCUUCAGCAAGACUUCUUCUAUAUGCUUGGUAUUUUUAUAUUUGACAAUGCUUUCCACCAGUUCUCCCAGAAGACACCUUAAGGUAACCACUCUAUAGUUUCCUGGAUCUAUUUAAAAAAUUGGCGUUGCAUUGUCUGCUUCUCAGUUCUCAGGUACAGAGAGGCUGAUCACAUGGGAAGAAUAAUCCUUCUAAUCAAUAGAAGAAUCAGACAUGGGAUAAAUUGCAUUAAACAUUACAGAGCAGGAAAGGGGAGAACUCAACAUGUGGUUGCUGUUUUCUGAAGCAACUUGUGCUUCUUAAAAUACUCUUACAUCCCAUUAAUUCCAAGUAAGACUGUGACCAUAAUCAUUUUUUACUUUACUUCCUGGGCCACCAUAAUAUUUCUUCUUAGAUGCUUGUCUAGACAGCAUUCAGUUCUGUGGGAUGUUACGUCUGCCUCCACACACUGUAAUCAAAAUUAUCACUUAGGAAAAUAAUUCUUCUAGUCAAUCGAAGAAUCAAGAGUGAUUCCUACUUGGUUGUCAGAUGUUCUAAUAAAAUGUCUUUUUUUCUCUCUAGGAGUAACAACUGAACAGGGUGAAUCCAGUGACAGUCCCAUCCCAUGUUGUCAUAGUACACAUUGUCCAACUGAGAACACAACCUUUCCUUAAGAUGAAGACUGCCAACAAGAACUCUCUGGAUGUGAGAAACCCAUCCAAGAAGUUGCAGAUGCUUUCUUCUGACGUCAUUCUCUUCUUAAGCCAAUCACAGUCUAGUAUGUGCAAUGUAUUGAGCACUUUCCCCCUUUGCUUAUUACCCCCAGCAAUAUAGUGUACUGCGUUUUCACUGUAAAUGCCAAAGAUCUGGUGGAGAUUAUACACUUGUCACUCAAUCUAAUGAAUAUGAUCCACUAGCAAAAGCAGUCCUCUGCAUGUAUCAGGAGCCAUCAGCAUGAAUCAGAUUUGCUGUGGGAGUCGUUGAUUACUUUCAAUGGAAUGCACAUUGAAAUGUGUCUUCCGUCUGGGUUCGGAAGUGAAUGGAAAUGUAAAUCCCAGGGGAAGAGAUGAAAUGCAGACAAAUGGGUGCAUUCGGAUGAUGUACAUCUGAUGUAUGCUUGUGAUUCCUGAUGUGUGUGGACACUUGCUUUGGGCUGUGACAUCAGGGUCUUGUUUUUUACUUAUAUGGCACCGUCCUGGAGUAGAAAAAUUCCCAACAUUCCCUUAUAUAAUGUCAUUAUCACUCCCAGAUCAUACUUCGUAAAUCUUUCUUUCUUUAUUAUUUUUUAAUCAUCCAUUUGAACGGAUCUUUCUGAAGCACUGAAACCAGGAUUUGAAGGAAGAAGCAUCUAAGACAUACCAACGUUUGUUCCAAAAUUAUUGAUUUUUCUUACUUUCAGCAAGAAAGUUCUGUUUCUUUGAUAGUUUUUCACACAAACACACACACACAGGGAGUAAAAUAAUGACAAAAAAGAGAACUGCUAACAUAUUUUCAUAUUUUAAACUUGUCAUUUAACCCAAUGUAUUAACCUUUAUACCAAAAAAAGAAAAAGAAAAAAAGAAAACAAAGGAUAAAGAGCAAGAAUGUAAAGUAGCAGAACUAUUCCAAAACUGUUUGUCAAGUCAUAUUUUGGAAUGUAGCAAUGUUUAAAAACACAUGUAAUGCAAAGGCAUUUGAAUUCUAUAUUGUAUCUUUCACUUCAAAUUGAAGUAAAAAAAAAAAGGUAUAGAAAAAACUCACUUGGAGUAAGCAGGCAUUAUAAAUAGUUCCUGUCAUACAUAAGGCGUCUGCUAAAAAUGAAGAAUAUAAUUCAGUCUCACAGUCAAAUAAUAUGGCCUUUUGAAGUCAAAUGAAAUGGUUGUACGAAGUAGUUAAAUUUGGGUUUCUGUUAUUUCAGUAUAAAUUGGGUAUUGAUUUACAAAAUGCAAUGGGUUUGAAACUAGCCUUUUUGUACCUAUCAGGUUGGGAGACAUCAACAAGUAAGUUACUCUUAUCUUAUUAUAUGUAUUAGAACAAGACUAUAUCCUACACUAGACUAAGCUAAAAUGCAGAAUUCUGGACUGUUCAGUUGAUGUCCACCACUUUCACUGCACUGAAGGGCUUCUAUAUACUUUCUCCCUCUGGCGUGGUGAUGGUGGGUUAAUACUAGAGAUAAACCCCAGGAGGAAUAGGACAAAAAAGCUGGACUGUCAGGAGUAUCUCUGGAGCUACAAAAUUGAUUCCAAGCCCUCACCUUGGACACCAGUUCUCAGCCAGAGGAGCAAGUACAGCAGUUGCAGACCUCAGAACACACCAAGGUAGCAGCUGAAGGUUCAGUGUGAUUUCUGCUGCUUCCCAGAGAAGGAAAAGAGACAUGUGGUGGUGGCAGGUGACUCCCUAUGGAGGAGGGAGCAGAGGAAUGACUCAUGGUUUGUAUUGUCUCUACACAAAUGCAGAGAGUAUGGGAAACAAGCAAGAAGAACUUGAGCUCUUAAUACUGAAUGGUAAAUAUGACCCAGAAGACACUACUGAAACCUAGUGGGAUGAGACUCAGGACUGGAAUGUAGAAACUGAGGAAUACAAGCUGCUCAAAUGGAAUUGAUCAAACAGGAAGGGAGGAGGAGGAGAUAUUGUAGUAAUAGGAGACUUCAACUAUCUUGAUAUCUGUUGGAUCUCAAACUCAGCCAAGAAUGUAAGGUCCAACAAAUUCCUCAGUUGCCAUGCUAACAAUUUCCCAGAAUUUGGAAGAAGUAACAAGGGGGUCAUCUCUCUUGGACCUGGUCCUCACCAACAGGAAGGAACUGACUGAUAAGCUAAAAGUAGACAGAACCUUGGGAGAAAGUGAUCAUGUCUUCUUGAGUUUCACUAUACACAGGCAAGGGAAAACUGAGUGUAGUCAGACAUGCACCCUGGACUUUGAGGAGGCUGAUUUCAAAAAGCUUAAGGAACUAUAGGGUGAAGUCCCAUGGUCAGAAAUACUCAGAGAGAAGGGGGUCGAAGAUGGAUGGGAGUUUCUUAAAGGUGAGAUAUUGAAGGCACAAAUGCAGACAAUUCCAGCAAGAAAGAAAAGUGGUAGGCACCUAAAGAAACCAGUGUUGCUGUAUAAAGAGCUUACAGAUGGACUAAGAUGUAAGGAGGGCAUGUAUAAGAAAUGGAAGAAAGGAGAAAUCGUGAUGGAAGAGUACACACGAGUAGCCAACAGUUGCAGGGAAAAGGUCAGGUGGGCCAAAGCUAAGAAUGAACUCAAGCUUGUAAGAGAGGUUAAACAUAAUUUAAAAGGUUUCUUUGGCUAUGUUCAAAACAAGAGAAACAAGCAAGUAUUAGGUCCUCUGUGUGGAGAAGAUGGACAAAUACUAUUGAGUGACAGAGAGAAGGCGGAACUGCUAAACACUUCCUCCCAAAAGGAAAGCAAUGCCCAACCUGAUAACAUAGUAAAUGAUGCAAGGAGCGACCUGAAACCCAAAAUAGGAAGAGAGGUGGUAAGGGAACAUCUAGCUACUUGAAAUGAAUUCAUAUCUCCAGGGC
This is a messenger RNA of Podarcis lilfordi (Lilford's wall lizard), 31041 nucleotides long. NCBI's taxonomy places the organism in Eukaryota, Metazoa, Chordata, Lepidosauria, Squamata, Lacertidae. The record is from the annotation of a GenBank genome assembly.